AUGAUUCAUAAAGAAAAUCUUUCGAUUCCAGUUGUUGAGUCAAAUGACGAUUUAGUUAAUGAUAAAGAUAAUAAUCAAAUUACUUUCGACUACAGUAUCAAUACUGAAAUAGUUGAUUGGAUAAAACGAUUUUCUGACGAUGUUGUUUCGUAUUCAUUAAUUAGUACAUUGUCAAUAGCAAAAUCAUCAUCAAUUGUAGCAAUAACAUAA
Rotaria sordida is the source of this 210-nucleotide messenger RNA. The record is from the annotation of a GenBank genome assembly. NCBI's taxonomy places the organism in Eukaryota, Metazoa, Rotifera, Eurotatoria, Philodinida, Philodinidae.